This is a messenger RNA of Molossus molossus (Pallas's mastiff bat), 3221 nucleotides long. RefSeq names its product YOD1 deubiquitinase (gene YOD1). The record is from RefSeq and is a predicted model, not a curated record. NCBI's taxonomy places the organism in Eukaryota, Metazoa, Chordata, Mammalia, Chiroptera, Molossidae. The transcript is spliced from 2 exons. Gene Ontology annotation, molecular function: cysteine-type deubiquitinase activity. Gene Ontology annotation, cellular component: cytosol; nucleus. Bases 16 to 1062 code for a protein of 348 amino acids. Gene Ontology annotation, biological process: protein deubiquitination; endoplasmic reticulum unfolded protein response.
CAGCCACUUCUCGCGAUGUUUGGCCCGGCGAAGGGUGGCCAUUUUGGAGUCCACUCGGAGGCUGGUUGCCCCGGUGGCGUCUGCCAUCCUGCUGCCGGGACCAAGGGUGGUCCCACGGGAGUCUGGCCCAUGGGUGGCCUGACCGACAUGCAGUGGCGGCUCCGCUGCAAAGCCAAGGAUGGCACCUAUGUUUUGCAGGAGUUGUCCAGCCGGACCCGGGUGCGGGAACUCCAGGGCCAAAUUGCUGCCAUCACGGGGAUCGCCCCCGACUGUCAGCGAAUCCUCGUCGGAUACCCACCCGAGUGCCUGGAUCUCAGCAACGGGGAUGCCAUGCUGGGGGAUUUGCCCAUCCAGUCAGGCGACAUGCUGAUCGUUGAAGAAGACCAAACCAGGCCCCACACUUCACCUUCAUUUACCAGACAUGGUGCUCCUGGUUAUAUCAGGGAACCUUUGCCUGUGCUUACCAGAACCGUGGUCCCAGCAGACAACUCUUGCCUCUUUACCAGUGUGUACUAUGUUGUUGAAGGAGGAGUCCUGAAUCCAGCGUGUGCCCCUGAGAUGAGACGCCUCAUAGCACGAAUUGUAGCAAGUGAUCCAGAUUUCUACAGCGAAGCAAUACUGGGAAAAACAAAUCAAGAGUACUGUGAAUGGAUCAAAAGGGAUGAUACCUGGGGAGGGGCUAUUGAGAUAUCAAUUUUGUCUAAAUUUUAUCAAUGCGAAAUAUGUGUAGUAGAUACACAGACAGUAAGAAUUGAUCGUUUUGGGGAAGAUGCGGGAUAUGCCAAAAGGGUCCUGCUUAUUUAUGAUGGUGUUCACUAUGACCCACUUCAGCGAAACUUUCCCGACCCUGACACCCCUCCUCUGACCAUUUUCUCCUCUAAUGAUGAUAUUGUUCUUGUACAAGCACUGGAAUUAGCAGAUGAAGCUAGAAAAAAGAGACAGUUUACUGAUGUAAACCGCUUCACCCUGAGAUGCAUGAUAUGUCAAAAGGGUUUAACUGGACAAGCAGAAGCAAGGGAACAUGCCAAGGAGACAGGCCAUACCAACUUUGGAGAAGUGUGAUCUAUGCAUGAUGAGGAUUGAAGCCUACUACCUCACAGAUCCAGAAGGUUCUGGGUUUUCCAAUAAGCUAUUCGUAACCUUAAAGAACAAAGGACACAAUGCUUGAACCAUCCUUUUAACUUACAACCACUAAGGCACUGAAUUCCUUGUUAAGAUUAAAAGUAGUGUGCAAGUUUACAGACGUUUGUCCACAGUGGUAAUGCAUGCCCUCUUUCUGCUGGGAUGACAGAAUGGGUGAUUCUUGCUACCUACUGACACUAACCUGAAGAUUUGAGUUUUCGUAUUAUAAACUAGCACCCAGCAGCAUUAACUUGUAGAAGAAAACAGCUUCACAUUUUUGGUAAAGCGGAAGGCCUCACGUGAGGCCACUGGACAUAAACCACAAUGUCUCCAGUAAUUGAGUCCUUUUAAAAACUCUGAGUUAAUAGUUUCUACAUUAUGAAUUGAUUCCUCAAAUGAAGAUGCACAGAAUUGCCGAAACUGAUUUUAUAUUGCAAUUUGGUAGACUUUACAAAUGUGUACUUAACCAGUUGUAAGUACGUUAGCAAUUUUUACAGGGGUGAGUCUAUUCCCUGAGAAUGUUACCUAGCACUUGGGAGUUUAUGUUACUGAAUGUUACCUAAAAACAGGAACUGAUAGUGCCCUAUUUAGGAUUUCUAGUGUACACAAGUAGAAUGUAUGAGGGAAAAGGUGCCUGAGCAGCUUAAUGAAGCUUUAAAAGACUGUUGGCCUUAUGUUUUAAUGCAACUUAUGUAUUAAUCUUUGUCACAUUGGAUCAAAUUUAAAAUGAAGCAGGGUAUGUUUUUUUAGUUGACGUUCCAGGAAAUCUGAAUGCUUGAAUUUUGCUUUUUCACAUAAAGAUAUGGAGGGAUUUAAUUUCCUCAGGUUUUCGUUAAGAGCACUUCGUCCAAUUCCUGAAACAGUCCUCUGAAGUGAUAAUGAUAAGCUUUGGUUUUGUUGAGAUUGUCUGUUCCUCUAAACAGUAUUUGUUUUUAUCUUAACCUUAUCCUGCCACUAAUGCUAUUUUAAUAAUUCCACCUUUCUGCAAAUUAGCACUUUGCUUAUCUACGAUCUUUCACUUGGACUUUUGAAGAGUUUUAAAGUAGCUGGGAUAAUAAUGUUGAAUGAGUUUCACUUCCAGAAUAGGACAGUUUUUAAAUUCUUGCCUUAUCUGAAUAAGCUUCUUCCUAAUACUAAAUGUGUAGCCAUUUGCUUGGUGGGCUAACCCUUAAGGCAAACUCUCUAAAACACUUAGCUUCACUAUGACAUCUUCCAGAUAAAAGUUUUCUACCUCUUUUUGUAAAUCUUCUGAAGGUCAGGGAUACUAAAUUAUAAUUUGUUAUGUAUUAUCUCACAUAGCAUGAAGAGGCUUAAUGUUGUGAAGUUUUGUUAUAUUGGUCUCAUUUUUUAUUAAGUAUCUCACUUAGAAAACCAUUGGUAUACCUUAAAGCACUUAAAUCUCUUUUACCAUAUUUUUUUGACAAAUAUAAAAUUGAGAUUUACUUUUAGCACUUUCACUUAGUGGAGGUGGCCAUAGUAAAUUAGGGAACAUGUCAAUAGUUUAGGGGAAAAGUACCUUUAAGGGACAAUUCAUAAAGUAUGCUUGAAAUCAUCAGAUGACAUGUUUUGAGUACCUUUUGUGUGAAUAGCUGCUUUAGCUGCUUUAUGGUCAAUAUAAUUUAAAAGUGUUUAAUUUUAUAUUUUACUGAGCCUUAAAAAAAACUAGCACUUGUGAGUUUAUGUUACUUAAUGUUUGGCAAUCAUAAUGUGUACAAAUGAAUAUGAUUGAAAAUCUCUUGGACCUGUCUGUCCUCCGGUCUAAAAGGUUUUUGUAUCUCUUAUUUCCCCCAGAAAAUAGUAAAUUUAAAACUGUAAGUUAAGAGUAUACCGCUGGUAACAUCCAUUCAGUUGUUGGCCUUCCUUUCUUAGGUAUUUCAGGAGCCAAACUUGACAUUUACUAACUGGAAUUUUAGAGAAGUUUAUUCAUGAGACAAAUAUUUAUUGAGUAACUCGUAAUGCACCAUGCAUCUAUUGAUGUGUUUCCCAACAUAAAUUUCUGUCACUUUAUUUUUUUUAAAUAUGUUUUUAUUGAUUUUUUAGAGUGAGAGAGAAAGAAACAUUAAUGAGAAAAAAAUAUCUACUGGCCUCCUGCAUGCCCC